AUGGAACUGCUACAAGUCUCGGGUGCAGCAUAUUACGAUUCCUUGCUUGGUCGUCGACCGCAAAACCCGCCCCAUGAUUUCACACGAGUUCUUUAUAUUCCUCGUCACAAUUCAGCAACAGUGCACCUCCCUCUGUACGAUGUCGCGGAGCAGUAUCGCAAUGCUGUCAAGGGAUGCGUCCUCAACAGCAGCCAGUACACUGUUCAAUUGAGUAUGAUGGAGAAGCCGCGAGACGAUGGGAUGAACUGCGAAGUGGCCUAUCAUGUCAACCUGGACAGAAGCGCGACAGACGACGCGCCUGCCCGAUUGCAAGUGCAGCGGAGAUCGUUGUUCGAGGAUGGCGAGGCAAUAGCGCAUGCGUUGACGCGUGGGCCGCCUCAUGACAGAUGUCUAAUCGCUGUCGGCAGCAGUCAGAAAGGAACUGACGCGUGUUGCACACUCAUGGAAGCCUCCUUCCCGAUACAACCGAGUAUUCGAGGAAAAUAUCGCAUCCCCCAUCCUUAUUUCACGUUCCUGCUACCAGGGAAGAACAACAACAACAAGCGAAUAGUCCAAUGGCAGGUCCGUCCCAAGGAAGAUAGUCUGCGUCGAUACACAUUAGUUGAAAUCGGUGCGGCGUCAGAGGUGUCUGACGGCGCACUGUCGGAAGACAAUGUGCGAGAGUCGAAAAUUCUAGCAAUCUACCAUCAUAUCGGAAUCAACGUGUGGUUACCAAAAGAUUUUAGCGAAGGUGUGCUUCUUCUUCCAGACCAAGCAGGGUCGGAAGAUAACGAGCGGGAGCUGUUGAUAGUUGCAAGUCUAUUGGCUUUGCUUUGGCAACUGCGGGAGCAAGCGCAAAUGAAGCCGCAAAAAUUGAAGGGUGGCCACUCUCGAAAUUCCCAAAACAUGUUCCAGAAAGCAAUUUCUGUCCUUCAUAGGCAUUAG
This is a messenger RNA of Aspergillus fischeri NRRL 181, 924 nucleotides long. RefSeq lists its product as uncharacterized. The coding region runs from base 1 to 924 and encodes 307 amino acids. The record is from RefSeq and is a predicted model, not a curated record. Lineage: Eukaryota; Fungi; Ascomycota; Eurotiomycetes; Eurotiales; Aspergillaceae. The transcript has 2 exons.